AAUCCGAUUUGACAGCUGUGAUAUGCAGUAACGAGGGCAGGACAGUGCAGCAUAUUCUGUCAUCCAAAAUUACAACGGCUCCUAUCAUUACCAUCGUAGCCACGUCACAAUUCUAAAAUAUCACGCUGAUUUAGUCACUCAUAAGUGUAAAUGAUUAUUAUUAUGGUUGGCGACGUUAUAGCCGUUACGUUCCAUAUAUACUCACACGCUAUUACAUUCCAAUAUUCCAUAACUCCGAUUAUUAUUAACACCACCGAAAGCGCCGCAACCGAAUGGAGUUCAAUUCAUCUUUCAGCGGCGAAGAAACCACCCCAACCACGCGCAGCGCCUCCUGCUUCCCUUGCUGCUUCACCUACCACCGCUCCACCGCCGACGACUUACCAUGGUGGGAGCGCGUGCGAAACACUUCCUUAUCCCGUGGAUUCAUGAAGAUCCGCGAGUGGUCCGAGAUCGUAGCGGGACCACGCUGGAAGACGUUUAUUCGCCGGUUCAACCGGAACAAGACUGGAGCUGGAGGUUACCGUCAUGCCGGGAAAUACCAGUACGAUCCUUUGAGCUACGCGUUGAACUUCGAUGAGGGACAUAACGGGGAUUUAGAAGAUGAAUCUCCGGAUGAGUUUCCGAAAUUUUCCGAUCGUUACGCAACGGCUCCACUUUAUAAGCCUGCUUCCACGGAUUCGGAACAGAACGUCGUCGUUUCGAGCAGAGAAUGAAGAAAGAUUGCAACUAUAGAAAUUAGGGUACGAAUUCGAUGAUUACGCAAGGCUUACCCUGAUUGAAAGCAUGACUUCAUUUUUUAAUUUUUUAAUUUUUUAAAUUCAGAAUUGCUUAUAGUUUUAUUUUUUCUCACAUAUGUACAUUUUCAAUAGAGAAUUUUUUGUGUUCGGUUUGGGUUU
This is a messenger RNA of Lathyrus oleraceus (garden pea), 896 nucleotides long. RefSeq lists its product as uncharacterized. NCBI's taxonomy places the organism in Eukaryota, Viridiplantae, Streptophyta, Magnoliopsida, Fabales, Fabaceae. The record is from RefSeq and is a predicted model, not a curated record. The transcript has a single exon. The coding region runs from base 273 to 713 and encodes 146 amino acids.